GAUGGACGGCCAGAAGUCCGCUAACAACAGCAACAGUGGCACUAAUACGUCUUGGAAAAUUGGAUAAAAAUGAUCAUCAAAGUCGUUCAAUGUUGGAUUUAUCAUCAUCGUUUGUGCAAAGUCUCCGAAAAGACACCGAGGUUCCAGGCCGCACGACAAAUCCUCUGAGAGGGCCACGGUCGCACGGAUCCCCUGCCUGGAACGGCGCAAGCGUUAGCUUCCCGUCGAAACGAAAAACCCAAGUGACUGAUGCCGUUUCUUUUCACCUCCACGUCCGACCGCUUUUCCUUGAGCGGGAACAAUCUGUUCCACAAAGACGCGGCGGCGGGGCCGCGUUGAUCCUCCGCCAGCCGCUUCUCCGGGUUCUUCCGUCGUGCCUCAGCUUGUCCACCGAAGCUCCCCGGGGUUUUGGCAACGACAAAAAAAAAGAAGAAAAAAAGGAAACGCCAACUGGCGGAGCCGUGAAAAGAGCACUGCUGUUUGGAGCAGCCUUUUUUUAAAAGGCUGCAUCACAUUGAGAAACAAGCAGCAGCAGCAGCACGUGUCGCCCGAGCGGCGGCACUAAUCCCGCAGAACAGUUAUGUUUUGUUUGUGUCAGUUUGCACUUUUUAGGCCUCAACUGUUUUGUUUCCACCCACCAGAUUUGUCUCACUUGUUCGAUGUCAGUCACCAGGGAACAUCUUUGACCUGAAUGCGGACGUUUCCCUGGAACCCGCUCGCCGCCCUGAGGCUGUUGAGCUUUGUGCCUGGCGGCGGCGGCGGCGGCGGCGGCGGCGGCGGCGGCGGCGGCGGCGGCUGCUUGGUUGCAGUUGCCAUGAAGUCACAACACUUUGACGGCGCGGCGAUUCAACUGGAGUUGGACAAAUACCUGCCGCAUGUCCACAGUCCUCUCAUGGCGUCCUCCAACGACAUCGGCGACAAAAAGUACCGGCGGGAGAGCGCCUCCGUCGUCGACGAGUACUUCGCCGAGGACAAGCCCGCCGCGCCGUACAGCCUCAACAUCAACCUCAUCCUCCCCAGCACCACCCACCUGCGCACAGGCCUCUACAGGCACAACACCAAGACCCUCACGCCGCAGCAGAUCAAGACGGAACCCGGGCUGGAGGUGCCCUGCUCCCACUCGGCCACGCUCACCCAGGCCCUGCCGGACUUCACCUCCGUCUUCAGCGUGCCGCCCGUGGUCAACAGCGUCUUCAUCAAACCGGACAUGAGCUCCGGGGGCGUGGCCUGCGCGGCCGCGGGGUCUGAGCAGCAGCCGCCGCACCUGGGCACGGAGCUCCACAUCGGCCCCCCGGCCCCGCAGUCGCAGGUCUACCACAUGCCCCUCAACAGCUGCGUCGACAUCGCCCUGUCGCACUCCAGCCCGUCGUCGCACGGCCCCGCGGGCAACAGGACCAUGCUGAGCCUCGGCGGCGGCGGCGGCGGCGCGCUGGCGGCGACCAACGGCAGCUACAUGAUGGCGGAACACCAGCUGCAGCAGCAGCAGCAGCAGCAGCAGCACGGUUACUACCAGGCCGCGCUCAACUCAUCCCAGCACACGGCGCCGCACAGCCUGCCGCCCUCCCCCCCCAACUCCCAGCCCGGCAGCCCAGAUGGCCAGGCGGAGCUGCUCAGCUUGGCGUCCCAACCCCCGCCUCCGUACCAGCAGCGUCUGGGAGGCCUGAAGGUGACGGGCUUGUCCCCGCACGCUCUGCUGAUGACACACGGCCAGGGCGUCCUGACGGGUCCCAAGUACAACAGGCGGAACAACCCCGAGCUGGAGAAGAGGAGGAUCCACUUCUGUGACUUCCCAGGCUGCUCCAAAGUUUACACGAAGAGUUCCCAUCUGAAGGCGCACCAGAGGACACACACAGGCGAGAAGCCGUACCGCUGCACGUGGGAGAGCUGCGACUGGCGCUUCGCCCGAUCGGACGAGCUCACCAGACACUACCGGAAACACACCGGGGCCAAGCCCUUCAAGUGCGUCGCCUGCAGCCGCUGCUUCUCGCGCUCCGACCACCUGGCCCUGCACAUGAAGCGUCACCAGAACUGACGCGGACGCGCCCUGUACAUACACACAAACACACACACACACACACACACACACACACACGCACGCAACAAACAUCCGAAACGUUGCAGCCGCAGCAUUAUACCCGGAACAGACGCCGAAACCAAAAUCAUCCCUGUGUACGCCUGCGGUUUCCCCCUCCGGCGCUCCACGCGAACAGGCGUCGAGUGACAGCAGGAUUUCUAGUGCGACGCCUCCGAACCCCUUUCGUAACGGUACGGUAGUUUCGGAAAGGCGGGGGCGCUCGUCCCCGCCGCUGCGCCUACUCAUUGAUCAGGGUUCUCGUUCCAUCAGUGGACGGACCCGAGGGAGACCUGAGUGAGCCGCGCUCGCGCGCGAUCUGGGAUCUCCCGGUGACGUCCCGUUCACCCAGGUCGUAGUCAUCCACGAGGUGGCGUUGGAUCGGGGGCAACCGGACUCGGCCUAUUUCCCGCGGUGAUAUUCCUCUGCGGCGGGCGGGGAGACGCCGGAUCGGGCUGGAUCAGAGGGGUCAGCCGGUGGGGAAGUGUGGCCAACAGUGAGGAACUGUCCUGUUAGCCAAUGAGAAGUAAGGACUUACCUGGAAGUGCGUCCAGGUAUUCGCGAACGCCAUGGAUGUGUGUUGUGUUGUGUCAUGCAAUAUCCCGCGGCGUUUAGCUUGAGAGCGACUCCGGGUUCUCGUUUUUGUUUCCCUUUCCGAGAUAAUGCGGAAGCGCCUGCUGUCGGUCAACGCGGCGUUUCGCCGAGGUCUUAGCACCAGAGCUCUUCAUCAACCGGGCGGGCAGGGAUGAUUUUGGUGUUUGAUAAAACAAACAAAAACAUGUGAUAUACACACACACACACACACACACACACACUUACAAACAUCGCAGUGGUUACAAUGUGUUGUCAGGCUCCCUACACUGGAUCGGAGACUCCUCCUCCUCCUCCUCGUCACACUCUCUCCGUCUUUGAAUAACAGCAACAAAAUCAACUUUUUUUUCCCCCUUUUUUUUUUAUUAUUCUACAAAUCAUGCUGCCAACUUCCCCACCACCGUGGACACUCUCGACACCGUCUUUCGUCAUUUGGAGGUACGAACUUUCAAGGACAGGUGGAGACGCCUCUGUAAAUAUUUUGUGAAUAACGUGUGCAUAUGUGUGUCUGAGAUUGCAACGAAUGUAUCGAGAUUCAUACUUGACGUCUUCUACCCCCCCCUCUUUUCUUUUCUUUUGUACGUUGAAUGUCCACGUGAGUCACGUUCCGUGUCGAAAUCUGCCUUCAGUUGUCCGCAAAUAAAAGAGGAAACAAACGAUCAACGCGCACACACGCGAUCAAGACCGAACUCUCCACGGAAAAGUUAACAAUCGCCUCGUCAGGCCUGUUCCAGCACAGGUAAUACCUGCCGAGCUCAGAGUCGCCGAGCAAUUUGCCAAUGUUUGUAUCCAUGACAUUACCUGUUGCCCCGGCGACCGAUCUCCCUUUGAUGACGGCUUGCGGUUGGCCCGCAGCUCCUAUUCAGCGCUCGAGUCUUUAUCCUCUCCCGUAUUUGUUCAACACCUCAACCCCACGAAAGGGAGAGACCUCUUACGUAAUCGUACCGGAUUGUUCCAGUGGAACGUGGCGGAGCGGAUCCGACCCGCAGAGGUCCGUUGGUGUCAACUGGGCAAAUAGCUGGUUGCCGUUCGUUUGAUUUUUUUUAUGACAUUAAUUAUAUGUUGUGGCCUCUGCAUUCUUUUGGGUUUCAAAAAAAAAAAAAAACUUCUCCUCCAGCCCACGCAUUUCUCUUUUUUUUUCUUUUUUUGUUGGUUCUGUGGCGUAGCUGCUGCUCUUUGCCAAGGAAAACAGAUUUCCAAGAGGGGGAACACAUUUUCAAAAUUGCACUGUUCAAAUGGAGAGUUUGAUCCCGUGGACUUUUUCAAAUUGUCAUUAUCUGGGAAAAUGUGACCCAGGAAUGGAUUGGAAGUUUGAAAUCCUAUGUUUUUCUGACUGAAUAAUCAACUUUAUAGUUUUUUUGAGAAACCGACACCUGCUUAGCGAAUCACACGACGAGGACGCAGAGCUACGGCUUUUUCUACUCGUAUCCGCGUCUGAUCAUUUAAAAUGUGUAAAAAAAAAAAAAGAUUAGUAACAAGUCAGGAAACUGAUGCAAAUAUGACACUUUACCAGUUUGCUGUCGGAAUAAUAAUUCAAAAAAUUUUGCAUCUUCCAAUGGAGCUUGGAUUAGUGAUCGGUGACAUAUAGUCCACAGACAUCGCAGAGUCAAAUGAGAAAUAUCAAAACCACGAACUGAACUGAAUCCUCGAGUUUGAAGCCACGCCCCCACGCACCUGAUCUCACCCGAGACCGUUUCCUUUUCUGUCACGUCACCGCGUGAGCUCAUUCAACUGACGUACGAUGUGCUUGCCACGUUAAAACGUACCAAAGACACUCGCUAUCGAGAAACUAAACUGCUCGUGCAAGUGGAUGUAACGUCUGGAAAACUUCAAGGAGCUCUUUGAACGUCUUUAAUGCGACGCAGCUCCUCUUGGAUCUGACUUUGUAAUUCGCCCCCACAGAAUCCGCGGCCUCUGCAGCUCUGCGCCAGCUGAACAGUGCCACCUACAGGAGAGGAGGUGAACAGCAGCAGCACUUUGCGAAAACCCCUUUCAAUCUGAGGGGCUGCAAGUUGUGACACAACGCAGUUGCUCCUCUCGCCUGUAGGUGGCGAAAGGUCGCCCUGAGAGUCCUCCACGGAUACGGGACGAGCUCUUUUCAGGGCCUUCGCAUCUGUUCCGCCGUGUUUUUUUGUUCUUUUAAAACCUCACGUGCAGGAGCGCAGCUCUUCUUCUUCGGUCGAUUCGAUUGCGAUCGCAGCCGGAACCCUGUUCACGCCGUGCCGAGGGCUGGAGGCCUUGCGCUUCAGGGCUUGAAACGAGCGCCGCGUCCACCGGCGGCCAUUUUUCUUGGAAACUAAUCUCGUUAUUUCAACACUUGUCAUUGUUCUUUUUCUUUCUUCCCAAGGAAACAAGUUCUUCUGUCCUCUCUCUCUCUCUCUCUGACCCCACUGUGUACAUACCUGUCGUUUUAGUUUCUACAAAAAGACUUUGUAAAUAUUUGUUUGGUUUUAUUUCCUAUUAUAUAUUAAUAUUUUUUUUUCUCCCCCCCCACCCCUUUUUUUAUCUAAUGGGAUUUAAGAUCGGUUUUAUUGUGAAUGCUCGUUUAAUUUCGUCUGGUUUUGAUACGUCGCGUGUACGAGAAUUUAUCAGUCAUGUAAAAUGUAUGAGAACAACAGUGGUUUAUUUUAUUGUCUUCCGUUUGUGUAUGAUGCUGCAAUGAGAUAAUAAAAAGAUUGAUGAAAUAA
Molecule: messenger RNA, 5349 nt
Organism: Scophthalmus maximus (turbot)
Lineage: Eukaryota; Metazoa; Chordata; Actinopteri; Pleuronectiformes; Scophthalmidae
Gene: klf5l
Product: Kruppel-like factor 5 like
Exons: 5
Coding region: 692-2032 (446 amino acids)
Biological process (GO): regulation of transcription by RNA polymerase II
Molecular function (GO): DNA-binding transcription factor activity, RNA polymerase II-specific; RNA polymerase II cis-regulatory region sequence-specific DNA binding
Source: RefSeq, a predicted model, not a curated record